Mobula hypostoma (lesser devil ray) is the source of this 7111-nucleotide messenger RNA. It is a transcript of the gene robo1, whose product is annotated as roundabout, axon guidance receptor, homolog 1 (Drosophila). Gene Ontology annotation, biological process: cell-cell adhesion. Lineage: Eukaryota; Metazoa; Chordata; Chondrichthyes; Myliobatiformes; Myliobatidae. The record is from RefSeq and is a predicted model, not a curated record. The coding region runs from base 786 to 5705 and encodes 1639 amino acids. The transcript has 29 exons. Gene Ontology annotation, molecular function: protein binding.
UCUUGCUACCCGACAGACGGAGGAAAGGGGGUAGACCGGGACCCAAACACCACCCCACCCAGCACCCCCACCUCCCCCAGACGGAAGACAGGAGAAGGGCGAGAAGGAAUGGAGUACCCAGAGUCGGCGGAGGGGGAAAAGUUGGUACCAAAUGGCGUUUUGUAUGUGAUCACAUACCAGGGAUCUUGUUACUAAUUAUUUAUUUCUGACCGACCCAAGACUCGUGUGUCGGGAAUUUCAAAGCAAGUUUAACAGCAGCCUAACACACUCACACUCACACACAAACAGCAAAAAACAAAUUGAAGCGUCUUGUUGGAGAGAUCUGUGCCUCUAAGAAUCGCUCCUCACACACAAAACCUACUGCGGAUAAUGAACCAAAUUCUACGGGAACUCGUGUAGAAGUAUAUUUCCUAGUUUUUCUUAACGCAAAAAAAAGGAAACAACAUCCAGGAGACACGACGCCGGGAAGCAGGGACCAGAAAACUAAGGCAGAAUGUUUUUUGGACAAUAAAGCGCCCGAGGUUAGUUUCACAAGGGAGGACCCACUCCUGAAAAUCUCUUCUCCCUUGCUCUCUACUUUUAAAAACCCACCGAAGUUUUAUUACGGCACGGAAUUCGCAUGGAGGGAGAGCCCUUGACCAUUAACUAUGGCCGGGUAUAACGCCGGCUCCAGCAGAUUGUAGUCGGCGUGUGUGUGUGCUUUCGGUUCGGGUUGGAUCCUAAUUCUCUCCAGGACUGCGGAACUCCGUCGGUUUCUCCACAAUCUUGCAGCUUCGAGAUUUACCAUGACCACGCAACUCCUCUGUGUCUCCCUCGCCCUCGGAUUACUGUCUCUCAACUCAGGAUCCCGACUCCGACAGGAGGACUUCCCGCCCCGAAUCGCAGAGCACCCCUCCGACCUGAUCGUCUCCAAGGGGGAGCCGGCCACGCUGAACUGCAAGGCGGAGGGGAAGCCGAGCCCCACCAUCGAGUGGUACAAGGAUGGGGAGCGAGUGGAGACGGACAAGGACGACUCCCGCUCCCACCGCAUGCUGCUGCCCAGCGGCUCCCUCUUCUUCCUGCGCAUCGUCCACGGGCGCAGGAGCAAGCCGGACGAGGGCAGCUACGUCUGCGUGGCCAGGAACUACCUGGGGGAGGCCGUCAGCCACAAUGCCUCGCUGGAGGUGGCAAUCCUCCGGGAUGACUUCAGGCAGAACCCUUCUGACGUGAUGGUUGCUGCGGGCGAGCCUGCUGUCAUGGAAUGCCAACCACCUCGCGGACAUCCGGAGCCCACCAUCUCCUGGAAAAAGGACGGUCUCCGACUGGAUGAUCGGGAUGAAAGAAUCACGAUCCGAGGAGGAAAGCUGAUGAUCACUAACACUCGGAAGAGCGAUGCAGGGAAGUACAUCUGUGUAGGAACCAACAUGGUGGGUGAGCGCGAGAGUGAGGUGGCAGAACUGACAGUCUUGGAGCGGCCAUCCUUUGUGAAGAAACCAAAUAGCCAGGUUUUACUGGUGGACGAGACGGUGGAGUUCAAGUGUGAGGCUCGAGGAGAUCCUACGCCCACCGUGCACUGGAGGAAGGAAGAUGGACAGCUGCCCAAACUCAGGUCUGAGGUCCAAGGAGGUAACACACUGAUCAUUCAACAUGUGACGGCUGCUGACGUGGGGACAUACAGCUGUGUGGCCGAGAACAUUGUGGGGAAAACGGAGACCUCAGUCACAUUGACGGUGCACGCCCCGCCGCAGUUCGUGGUGAAGCCCCGGGACCAGAUGGUCGCAGUCGGCCGGACGGUGACCUUCAUGUGCGAGGCGACGGGCAACCCACAGCCGGCCAUCUUCUGGCAGAGGGAGGGCAGUCAGAAUCUCCUCUUCUCCUAUCAGCCUCCGGAACCUUCCAGCAGGUUUUCGGUGUCACAGGUGGGGGACCUGACCAUCACCAACGUCCAGCGGUCCGAUGUGGGUUACUACAGUUGUCAGGCUCUCAACGUAGCCGGGAGCGUCAUCAUCAAAGCCUUCCUUGAAGUGACAGACAUCAUUUCGGACCGGCCUCCACCUGUUAUUCGUCAGGGCCCCAUCAAUCAGACGGUUGCCGUGGACAGCACAGUGACCCUCGGUUGCCUGGCCAGUGGCUCCCCACCGCCCACCAUUCUGUGGCGGAAGGAUGGGGUCUUGGUCUCCACCCAUGACUCACGCAUUAAGCAGCAGGAGAUGGGAGCACUGCAGAUCCGCUAUGCCAAGCUGGGUGAUUCAGGUAUCUACACCUGCAUCGUAUCGACACCAAGUGGUGAAGCAUCCUGGAGCGCACGCCUUGAAGUUCAAGAGUUUGGAAUGCCAGUUCCACCUCCUCGACUGCCGGAUCCCAAUCUGAUCCCUGGAAUACCCUCCAAGCCAGAAGUAACGGACGUCAGCAAAAACGGGGUCACACUGAUGUGGCAACCAAACCUGAAGGUGGGAGCCACCCCUACCUCCUACAUCAUCGAGGCCUUCAGCCACUCUGCAGGCAGCAGCUGGCGAACUGUGGCAGAGCGGGUGAAGGCCGAAACCUACUCCGUCAGGAGCCUGAGAUCAAACGCUGUCUACCUAUUUCUCAUCCGUGCUGUCAAUGCCUAUGGUAUCAGCGAUCCCAGCCCAAUCUCGGACCCCGUCAAAACACAAGAUGUUCCUCCAACUGGCCAAGGAGUGGACCACAAGCAGGUGCAGCGGGAGCUUGGCGAAGUGGUUGUCCAUCUCCACAAUCCCAUCACCCUCUCCUCAUCCUCUAUCCAGCUUCACUGGACAGUUGACCAGCCGUCGCAGUACAUCCAGGGAUACAGGAUCCUUUACAGGCCGUCUUCACCAGAGGGGCGGCCGGAAUCCGACUGGUCCACCUUCGAGGUGAGGUCGGCCACGGAUCGAAGCGCCGUGGUGCCCAGACUCCGCAAGGGGCUGGGCUAUGACGUCAAAGUGAGGCCGUUCUUUAACGAGUUCCAGGGCGCGGACAGCGACGUGAAGUAUGCCAAGACUCUGGAGGAAGUGCCAAGCGCACCACCGCAGGACAUCACAGUCACACUGAACAAUGGUAACGGAACUGGAAUCAUCGUUUCUUGGCAACCGCCUCCCGAAGACUCUCUGAAUGGUGACCUACAGGAGUACAAGGUCUGGUGUCUGGCCAACGAGAGUCGCUUCCACAUCAACAGAACGGUGGUGGCGCCCGCCCUCUCUGUGACCAUCCCCCACCUCACCCCGGGUCUCCGCUACCGUGUCGAGGUGUCAGCGGCUAACUCUGCCGGAGAGGGAGCCCGGAGCGAGCCCCGCUAUGUCCAACUGGAUUCCUCGGGGAGGCUGACUCCGGAGCACGAGGGGCAGGUCAGCCUGGCACAGCAGAUCUCGGAUGUAGUAAAGCAGCCGGCCUUCAUUGCGGGGAUCGGCGCAGCCUGCUGGAUUAUCCUGAUGGUCUUCAGCAUCUGGCUGUAUCGACACAGGAAGAAGCGGUCCGGUCUAACCACCAGCUACGCUGGUAUGAGGAAAGUCCCUUCUUUCACCUUUACACCAACAGUGGCUUAUCAGAGAGGGGGAGAGACCGUGAGCAGCGGAGCGAGACCAGGUUUGCUAAACAUUGGAGAUUCGAACCAGCCGUGGUUGGCAGACACGUGGCCCAACACAGGAACCGAACACAACGACUGUAGCAUCAACUGCUGUACCUCCACACACGGCAACAGCGACAGCAACCUUACCACCUACAGCCGGCCAGCUGACUGCAUCGCCAACUACAACAACCAGCUGGAUAACAAGCAGAGUAACCUGAUGCUCCCCGAGACGGCAGUUUAUGGUGACAUGGACCUCAGCAAUAAGAUGAAUGAAAUGAAGACCUUCAACAGCCCCAACCUGAAGGAGGGCCGGUGCGUGAACCAGACGGCACAGCCCACCCCGUACGCCACCACGCAACUCAUCCAGACCACCCUGGGGAACAACAUGAACAGCAGUGGCAUGGACAUGAAUGACAAGCACUGGAAACAAGCCCUCCAGAGCAAGCAGGACAUAUCUCCCUUACAGUACAACAUCAUGGAACAGAACAAACUCAACAAGGAUUAUCGACUUGUUGAGACAAGCGGCGUUCCUACAAUCCCUUACAACCAGUCGAGCGACCAUGGGACAGGAGGGUCCUACAACAGUUCGGACAGAGGCAGUAACACAUCUGGAAGCCAGGGUCACAAAAAGAGCGCGCGGACUCCAAAGGUGCCUAAGCAGGGUGGCAUGAAUUGGGCCGAUCUCUUGCCGCCACCUCCAACACACCCGCCUCCCAACAUGAGUAACCCUGAGGAAUACAGUGUCGCCGUUGAUGACAGUUAUGAUCGGGAUGGGAUGUGCCCGCUGCCACCGGCCAGGAUGUACAUAGAACAGGAUGAACUGGAGGAGGUGGAGGAAGAUGAACGGGGCCCCACGCCACCCAUCCGAGGGGCGGCCUCGUCGCCAGCGGCUGUGUCUUACAGCCACCAGUCCACUGCCACCCUGACGCCUUCGCCCCAGGAGGAACUGGUUCCCAUGCUGCAGGACAGUCAGGAGAGCCUGGCCCUCAUUCCCUCCGCCAGUGACCGCAGGAGGCACCCGAUCAGUCCACCCCCUCCCCCACGCCCCAUCUCCCCCCCACACACGUACGGCUACAUUUCGGGACCGCUGGUCUCUGACAUGGACACAGAUGCACCUGAAGAGGAGGAGGAGGAAGAGGAGGAGGAGGAGGAGGAAGAGGAAGUAGAAGUGGCUAAGAUGCAUACACACCGCCUACUGCUACAGGGCCUGGAGCAGACCCCUGCUUCAAGUGUGGGGGACCUGGAGAGUUCUGUCACAGGCUCCAUGAUCAAUGGGUGGGGCUCGGCCUCCGAGGAAGAUGGUAACAGCUCAAGCGGGCGCUCCAGUGCAGUCAGUUCCUCCGAUGGCUCCUUCUUCACUGACGCAGACUUUGCGCAUGCCGUGGCCGCAGCAGCUGAAUAUGCAGGGCUGAAGGUGGCUCGGCACCACGCGCAGGAUGGAGCAGCAGGGCAACGGCACCUCCCGACAUCUCACUGUCCUCGGCCGACAAGCCCGUUCUCCACGGACAGCAACGCCAGUGCGGCUGUGCUGCAGAAGUCUCGCCCUAUGAGGAAACAGAAGCAGGUGCAAGGACAUGUACGUCGAGAAAUCUUCACUGACGAGCUGCCUCCACCACCAGUCCCCCCUCCCGCCAUCAAAUCUCCCAACAUCCAGACAAAGACCCAACUGGAGUCCUGGCACUCGGUGGUGCCGAGGCCCCACGGAGCGGAGCAGAAGGCAGAGCGAGCCGGCGACAGGAAAGCAGGAGGCCACCGAGGGAGGGAGGGCGGCGAGCCCCAGCACCUGGCGGAAGGCCGCCUGAACCCAGGAGAGUGCCGGGAACCCCCGGAGCACUGGCCAAACGAGGCCCACGGAGCCAGGCAGCGUCUGAACAAGGCCGGCAAGCGUGAGAGCUCCCAAGCCAAAGCACGGCUUCCUCAAGGUGUGGAGGAUGUCCUUCCCUACAGCCGCCCGACGUUUCCAUCGGCGCAGAACCCCCGGGAGCCCAGCUCCUCCAGCUCCGUGUCAUCGAGAGGGUCCGGCGGACGGCGUAGAGGAGAGCAGAUGGUGCCGGGGACUGCCCCGGCCUCAUCCCGUCGGCUGGCAUCCGAAGCUGGUCUGCUGGAGAUGGGAAUGCCCGAGUGCGAAGAGGAAGAGUUCGAGGAUAUGGAAAACUAAAGGAAAGAAGAUAAUUUCAGGCAAUUAACUCCGAUCAGACUCUGGAGAGCUCUAUGCCAGUUUUUGUAAAACUCCUUACCCGUGGAAGAUAUUUGAUGCCAGAUGUAAUGUCUGGUUCAAUGAGGGGAUUCUGUAAAUUAUAAAUGUUUGCAUCAUCUUGAUUGACCACAUCAAUUAAGUUUUUUGUUUUUUUUUUCAUUUGACUUUUGAAUCUUUUGUUUUGAGAGGGGGGAGGUUGGGAUGAACUUAGCUUUCAAUUGUAACUUAUACCUGUCAACUUUUCUAUAGUUCAUUGAAAACAGAAAGCUAAAAUAGGGUGAUUCAUAUUGUAAAUACAUAUUGGAGUUCUUUGUCACACCCUGUCAGUCCAACAACCUCCCAUUGGCCCUGUUGUAUAUAAGUAACAUGUUCUAUCAACACCCUCCAAAGAAUGGCUGUUUUGGCAAAAAAGUGGAAUUGUUUUUAAUAAUAUAUAUAAUUGUUUUUUUUGUGUCGUUGUAAUGCACUGUUUAAUUUUUUUUUUAAUUUCUUGGUUUCAAAAGCACAAUCACUAAACUUUAUAAUUUGGAAAGAAAAAAAACAUUUUUAAUGGUUUAAUCUCCGACAUCUUAGUGGAGUAUUACGUGUGACAGAGGGGAAGCAAAAUGGAGAAAUGUCUUGAGUUUUUUUGCCAUCUGAGAUUGAGAUGAUGGUUUUUUUUUAUUGGGGGAGUGAGGGAGGGAUCAGGAUGAUUGGUGGGGAACUCUCGGGAGGGGUUGAGAGGAAUCUGCACACUUGCGCAGAAGCGAGUGGAAGAGUCAAUCCUUUAGUUCACCUCUCUCUAGUAAGAAGAAAAAAAAUAUUUCUUGCCAAGGUGAAGAAUGGAGAUGGGACCUGUGGUAGUUUACAAAGAUACAAAGACUUUCUGAUCUGCAUAGAUCCGGUUCCAUCUCCGCAGCUGCAAAUCCGACUUAAUAAAAGUACAGUACCUUGUUAUGCUUGCUGAUGCAACUUACACAAGUACCUCUGGCCUCCGGACUGACUGUUGUCUGUGCUGAUGAGGGCACAGAUGCUGAAACUGGGUUCUGAUUGGAAGAAGCUUACUUAACACUUCAAUCAACAAGGAUGCCUUCCUUUAUAGGAAAACAUUCAGAACGACCACCCUUAGACGCCUCCCGAAUCUACUGUGAUGACCCGCGUUACCGGACGGAUGGUUCAAGUUGAACUUCUUGUCAACCACUCGUGUGGUUACCAAGGGCAACAGUGUAUUGUGCUAAGACAACUUGUCUUCAUUGUCUUGGUAUUUUUUAUGUAAGAAUUCCUUUCUGUAGUCAUGAAUUUACAUAUUUGAGGAUUUAAUAACCCUAAACGUAUAAUUUCCCUGCCACAUUAUUUAUUAAAAAUUCUCCUCAAGAUCACAAACACGA